Trichoplax adhaerens is the source of this 2160-nucleotide messenger RNA. RefSeq lists its product as uncharacterized. The record is from RefSeq and is a predicted model, not a curated record. Bases 1 to 2160 code for a protein of 719 amino acids. NCBI's taxonomy places the organism in Eukaryota, Metazoa, Placozoa, Uniplacotomia, Trichoplacea, Trichoplacidae. The transcript is spliced from 6 exons.
AUGAAAUUGCUAUUAGGUUUAGCAGUUAUGCUUGGAUGGUCAUUCAUAGUUUCAGGAAGGAGUAAGAAUCUUCCUGGCAGCUCUUCAUGCAAUCCUAAAGUUUCAAACAUUGCUCUUGAUGAUAUCAAGAUUUCUGUCAUAUGCAAUCGAAUCUCAAUAUCAUGGACGUCACGUACAUCGAAUAAUUCUAAAUGUUUACCUAUCAGACGCUUGCACUACGCUGUUAAAUAUAAAUAUUGGUCAUUUACUGCAAGUAUCUCCUCUUCUCUGGCUUGCUAUAACACGAAUGAAACAAAGUGUACGAUAGAAUUACCAAGAAAUCUGAAUAGCCCAGUUUUUGACUAUCGGAUAAUGCUACUUUCUGAAAAUAAAAUGAUAUCUUUAUCCGAUCAAUACACGAUAUUACCUUAUAAGCGCUUUCAGCCGGAAACUCCACUUUGUCAAAGUUUCGUUGACUAUAGGAGAAAAGCUAUCCAAUUUACUUGCCAGAAAAGGAAAUCAUGCUAUUACUUAAUCGAUUAUACCUAUAACUUUUACCUGAUGGUGAAUAAUGAGGUCAAAUUAUUACAGAAGAAUGUUCAUAGUGGAAGCAUUCAAUGUCAUCUCAACCCCUUUUCUAAGAAUCAAAAGUACUUUUGGUUUGCCAAUGCAGAGUCAGAGUAUAAUAUUAAAAGUGCAAAUACGAGUAAGUUUAAUUUUAGUAUUCAGCCAGUUCAAGCAAGUCUAAAUUCAAACAAGCCUACGAUGAGUUUAUCUUCAAUAUCAAUCCCUAAAAGUAGCCCUUCGUCUACAAAAAUUGACAAUGCAGACAAUAAUGAUGCUACAACGUUAUCGACAACUACUUGGAUAACUCAUCAAGUUCAUGGAGAUACUACUACAUCGAUUAUUGACCGUAAUUUCCAAAAUCCUACUAGUAUGGCUAUACAGAAUACUGCAACUUUAACCCCUACAGCUCCUUCACCCUCCUCAACUUAUUUGAAGGAUAAUAAAAUAGUAGAUACAUGGAAGCUUACACCAAAAUCUACGGUGAAAGUUAACGAAGGACUAGCAACUACUCCUAUAACUAAAGAGAACUUAUUUACUUCUGAUGAAUCAACUGUUACUCAGCUAUUGCUUUCUUCUGGCUCGACAGAACCGCAGCAUUCUAUAUCAAUCCUAAUACCAUAUAUAUUGGUAGCCAUCACUGCAAUCAUUAUUGCAGUCUUGGUCAUUAUAAGCUACUUCAAAUGGUUACAUAAGAAGAAGGCAAAACCUAAACCUACUGUCUCAUCAAGUAAUGAAAUAAAUUAUACAUUAACUCAAGUCACCGUAGAUGAUCCAGAAUCAGCAUACGCUGAGAUAGGGAUGUUGUUAAGAGAAGUUUCCAGUACUUCUAACAAUCCCGACAAUAAUUCAGAAAACAGCGAUCAAAUCGAAGGUAUCAAUUCCAGUAGGAGUAGUCCUCGUACACCGAAUCGAUAUUCUAUAAAUCGUAGUGCUCGAAAUGUUUCAACAUGGAGCGAAUUGCAAAAUAAUAUUCAAACUAGUCUACCUACCAUCCAUCAAAAUAAUACUACAAACCCACCUCUUAAAAUGGUUAUCAAGUCCAAUAGAAACACCAGUGUUUGCAGUCAUAUAGAAGAAAUAGUUACAGGACACAAAUCAAGCAUAGAUCAUAAUGACCAUUCAUUCCCAGAAACUAGUACUCAAGAAGAUCUGAGCAAAGGGAAUCAAUUAGCAGCAUCAUUACCUAAUGAUCAUGAUCAACCGGAGCAAAACGUAGAGGAACAAAUCAGCGCUAUUAAGGAAACUGUAACUUAUUCAUCUUUCUGUUGGUCGCUUGGAAGAGCUGAUUCUGAAAUAGUGAGUAACGAAUGGGACAACGUAGAUGAAGAAUUGAAAUCUAGCAAUUCGAGCGUAGACGAAGAAUCGGUUGAAAAUUACACUUCAUCAAUAAAGUCAGAAGAUACAAUAAUAAAGAAUCAAUUGAAAGAAACGUUACGUGAAAAAUCUCCUCAAUCAGAAGUAAACGUAAAAGAAAUCACCGCCAAAAAUAUGGAAAUGAAUGGCUUAUUUGUUGACGCUAAUCUUCAUCCUUCUUUGACUUGGUCUUGUAGCAGAGAUAUGGAACCGAUCAGUAAGGAAAUUACCAUUACAACGCAUCCUAUUCUAUGUGCUUAA